AUGCCGUACUCCACCACACUCUCGGUGCCCAUUUCAAUGAGGAUGGCGGAUCCCUCAUGGAGAAUGGCAGAUCCCCCCAGACCCAUGGGGAGUACAGAGGCACUUCGGCUCGAGAAUGAGGACUUGAGGAAAAAGAACGAGGAACUUGCGGCCGAACUAGACAAACUCCGGAUCGCUACCGCCCAAUCUCCUACACCGGCCGGGCCCCAGAGGACGAGCCCUACUAAGUCGUACAUGCAAUUAACGUCUUCGUCUCGCAUCCGGAAAACAGCACCACACAGCACUCGUCUCAGGACCCCGGAAGCUACCACCGGUUCGGACAAAUCGAGCCCGGCCGCCGAAGCAGUCAGAGCCCAGCGCAGGAAGACCUGGGAUUCUGGUUCCUCUCGGGCCGCCCGGACUCCAAACGGUCCUGGCGACGGCAGAGCGGUGCCUGGUUACAUGCAGUCUACGGCCUCGAGUUACCAAAAGCGAGCAUCCCAGAAGGGAGCGGUAGGUCAAAUCAACCACCCGGCGCGUCCGGAGAAGUACCAGGUUGGGACGCAGUUCCAGACUCGGCGCAAGAAAGAGUACACCGAGCAGCAACGACAACACCAACAGCCACAGCAACAGCAGCCGGUCCGACGAUCCCUCCGACAGCAUUCGCGGCAAACCCAGGAGCCGCCUCGACCCGACUCACCCGAGUUGCCAGAGGAGAAAGUGCUUACGCUGCAGGAUUUCGUACCGGGGGAUCUGCGUUUGUCGCCGCCGCUUCCGAGAAUCCAGUCGGUUCCGAUUUCGCGGUAUUCCCUUCCGGAAUCGAUGACGACGAUUAUUGAGGUGCCCGAUACGCCUUAG
This is a messenger RNA of Dichotomopilus funicola, 837 nucleotides long. RefSeq lists its product as uncharacterized. The coding region runs from base 1 to 837 and encodes 278 amino acids. Lineage: Eukaryota; Fungi; Ascomycota; Sordariomycetes; Sordariales; Chaetomiaceae. The record is from RefSeq and is a predicted model, not a curated record. The transcript has a single exon.